Dendrobium catenatum is the source of this 1074-nucleotide messenger RNA. RefSeq lists its product as uncharacterized. The transcript is spliced from 2 exons. Gene Ontology annotation, molecular function: protein binding. The record is from RefSeq and is a predicted model, not a curated record. Bases 134 to 784 code for a protein of 216 amino acids. Lineage: Eukaryota; Viridiplantae; Streptophyta; Magnoliopsida; Asparagales; Orchidaceae.
GGUUCCCAAUAUAUCCUCCUCCUUUUAACUCCUUUUCUUUGUAACUUUCUUCUUCCCCACAAUCACAUCUCUCUCUGUGUCACACUCUCCCCCCUCAUUCUUCGCCUUGGUGGUUACCUUUGCUCCAGCGGGUAUGACGGCGCCAAACAUAGAGGCGAUAGCGGCGUCGCUGAGGAGCUGCUCGCUUGGCGGGAGGACAGAGUCGCCGGAACGUCAGCCGGCUGCGGCGGCGGCGGAGAGUCGGCCACCCGCAGUGGAGGAAACCGUGGAUUACGACGGAGUUACUGUAGAACUCAACUCGGAGGUGGCGCUUCCCUACCACUGGGAACAAUGCCUUGACUUGAGGACUGGGGAGCUUUACUACAUAAACUGGAAGGAUGGGACGAGGACAAGCGAGGAUCCUCGUCUCACAACAACCAGGUGCCGGACGAGCUACUUCUCGUCGGAGGAGGAGGAGAUCUCUGAUUUAGAAGAUGAGGAAGCCGAGGAAGAAGACGAAGACUACUGCGACGCCGAGGAUAGCAGCAGUUCAGUCGCCGAAGGCGCAGACUAUGAUGAUUUCUACGGCAUCAAUGCCGAAGUUUCUUCGGGCGUCGCCUAUGGAGCGUCUACCUCUUCCUCGGCCGAAGCCGGCUCCGCGGACUGCUCCACCGCCGGCAGUCAAGUCCUCGUUGCCGCCGGCUGCAAGUCCUGCUUCAUGUACUUCAUGGUACCAAAGCGCGUCGAGGCCUGCCCCAAAUGCGGCGGAUAUCUCCUCCAUCUCGGCCGAAACGGCUACUUCUGAGCGUCACCGGCGACUUCCUUCAUCUUCGUCGUCGUCAUCAACGGCAGCGGUUUCCAUCUGGAACUUGGGUUUCAAAUGAUCCAGGGAGAAAAGAAACUAAAGAUCCGUUUUUUAACACCAAAGCUGCCAUCUUUUUUCUCCUUUCUCAAUUUUCUCCCCCAUUGAUAACCAGAUGUGAAUGUUUAAGAGGAAAAAUCACAGAUCACAGACUUAUAAUCGUGUUUUAGUCGGAUAAUUGUCUUUGAGAAUCAUUAUUAUGAUGUGAAGAUUUUGAGACGGGAUGAUUUAAU